Messenger RNA from Brassica rapa (field mustard), 1819 nucleotides. RefSeq lists its product as uncharacterized. The record is from RefSeq and is a predicted model, not a curated record. Lineage: Eukaryota; Viridiplantae; Streptophyta; Magnoliopsida; Brassicales; Brassicaceae.
CCUGUCAAAGCCUACACUGUCAGAAACACAACCCCAAAGCCACUUAACUUCAUAUCUUUCUCUCCUUUUUAAUUUCUUUAUUUUAAAGCAAAUGCUAGAAAUCAGAGAGAAAGUUUGAGAUUCUACAAACCCGAAGAAACCCCCUAAAAAAAAGAAGAAAUAGCAUUUAACCAAAAAUAACACUAGUAGUUUUUGUUUGCUUGCUCUCUGUUUUCCUCUGUCUGGACAUUGGGAUUAAACCAACUUAUCAUUCUCAUUCCUCCUUCUUCUACUUCUUCUUUGUUCUUGUGCAAAAAAACAGGAAAGCACAAGGAGACAAAUAGACCAAUCCAUUACAAAACAGUCCUUACAUUCUCUAGUUAUGGCUUCUUCUUCUUCAUUUUCUUCUUCAACUGUCACAUCCAAAUUUAUUGGGUUUCUUCUUCUUCUUUCUUCUCUUCAACUAGACUUGUCACUUGGGUCGGAUCUUCAUUAUAAGAACCAAACUUCCUUCAGACCCAAGAAAGAGAUUCAGAACCUUAGAAGAAUAGAAGAAUAUCUCAAGAGAAUCAACAAGCCUUCCAUCAAAACAAUCCACAGCCCAGAUGGAGAUGUAAUAGAAUGUGUACCGUCACAUCGGCAACCAGCAUUUGAUCAUCCCCAGCUAAGAGGGCAGAAACCACUGGAUUUGCCAGAGAUGCCAAGUAUUGCAAAUGAAACAACAAAUGAAGAAAGUUUUAAUCAGUUAUGGAGUCAGUCCGGUGAAUGUUGUCCAAUUGGGUCAAUACCGAUUCGAAGGACGACGAAGACUGAUGUUUUGAGGGCAAGAUCAGUUAGACGGUUUGGUCGGAGACUGAAGAAACCAAUCAGACGAGACUCCUCCGGAGGCGGUCACGAGCACGCAGUCGUGUUUGUUAAUGGAGAACAGUACUAUGGAGCAAAAGCAAGCAUUAACGUGUGGGCGCCACGUGUCACUGAUGCUUACGAGUUUAGUUUGUCUCAGAUUUGGCUAAUCUCUGGCUCAUUUGGCCAUGACUUAAACACCAUUGAAGCUGGUUGGCAGGUUAGUCCUGAGCUAUACGGAGAUAAUUAUCCAAGAUUCUUCACAUAUUGGACGACAGAUGCAUACCAAGCGACUGGAUGCUACAAUUUACUUUGCUCAGGGUUCGUACAAACCAACAAUAAAAUUGCAAUUGGCGCAGCGAUUUCCCCAAGGUCCUCUUACAAUGGAAGACAGUUUGAUCUCGGCUUAAUGAUUUGGAAGGAUCCGAAACAUGGGCAUUGGUGGCUUGAACUAGGAAAUGGACUUCUUGUGGGUUACUGGCCAGUCUUUUUAUUCAGUCACUUGAGGAGUCAUGCAAGUAUGGUUCAAUUUGGCGGCGAAGUUGUUAACAGCCGGUCAAGCGGCGGUCACACAGGAACACAGAUGGGAAGUGGCCAUUUCGCAGAUGAAGGCUUUGAGAAAGCUGCAUACUUCAGGAACUUACAAGUUGUAGACUGGGACAACAAUCUCUUGCCUCUGAGCAAUCUCCAUGUCUUGGCUGAUCAUCCGGCUUGUUAUAACAUCAGACAAGGUAAAAACAAUGUAUGGGGGACUUACUUUUACUACGGAGGACCUGGUCGGAACCCUCGGUGUCCUUGACUAACCCCAAACGAUGAAAUGAAAUAUUUUGUGUGAAUUAGUGCUAUAAUCAUGUUAUUAAGAUUUUUAUUUUCUUCUUAUUAGAUUGCUUUUUUUUCUUCUUUUGUUCUCUUUUUUUUUUCUAAGAUUGUUUUCAGAAACAUUAACAGUAUUUUUUAUGUGAAAAUAUAUAUUUUUCUAUUUGGAGAAUUUUGUCAA